Diceros bicornis minor is the source of this 5205-nucleotide messenger RNA. It is a transcript of the gene ALS2CL, whose product is annotated as ALS2 C-terminal like. The transcript has 27 exons. The coding region runs from base 1136 to 3997 and encodes 953 amino acids. The record is from RefSeq and is a predicted model, not a curated record. Lineage: Eukaryota; Metazoa; Chordata; Mammalia; Perissodactyla; Rhinocerotidae.
CGGGCCGCCGCGUCGCCGUCGCUCCACGACUCCUCGGUCCCCGGUAGCACUCACCUCUGGUGAGUGGUGGCCGUCCGAGUUUCUCCCAAGGCCCCUUCCGUCCUAGAGGGGUUCAGCUUCGUCCUCCCUGCCCCGUGGUCACCCGGCUCCGGUUUAGGGGCAGCGCAGGGACAUCCCCUGCCCGGGGCCGUGCACCGCCCGAGCGCAGUGCCCAGGGGCUUAGCUGGGCAAGAGGUUGGAGGGCCCGGGGACCUCAUCCAGUCUGAGACUACCAGGAGGAGGUGACGCCAGCUGGUGUUGUCUGGAGUGAGAAGGGCAUGAGCAAAUGCCUGGUGGCUGGGACAGGAUCCCGUGUUUGGGAAACUCCAGUUUCCCAAAGUGACUUCGUGUGCUUGGGCAGGGACAGGAAGAGAGGCUGUGAAAUAUGUGACCAGAGAGAGACUGGGAGUGAGGGCAUCUAGGACAAGAACGUUGGAGUCACAGAGGGGCAGAGGAGGGUGCUGGGGAGAGGCCAAGGUGCAGACUCUGAGAGGUCAGCUGUGACAGUCCAGCGCCUCUUCCCCUGGGCAGCCCCUCUCUCCUCUGUUUACCGCUGGGCUUGCUGGUUGAUCCAGGGGGCUCCAGGUCAGCCCAGGAAAAAGCCUCCACAGCAAGCAGAACUUCCUUGCCUGUCCAGACCAGGAAAUACCAGAGUGGGUGCCAUAACAGGGUGUGGCCGAGGGGCCUGAGGGACCAGGCCUUGGGGAGGGCAGGGGAGGCCUCAGUGACCCUGCCCAAGAGGGACCCAGCAUGAACAGAGGCCAGGAAUGCAGGGGAGAGAGCAGGUCUGGCUGCUGGUUAGAUCACCCCAGGGACAGGCAGCUGACUCACCUGGGCACGCCAAGACUAGCCAGUUCUGUCCUCAGCCUGCCCCAUGGUGAGCAUCUAGGCGGCCUGGGGAGGUAGGAGGCUGGGCCCUGCCGGGAACUUGCUGCAUGACCCCAGCUAACUCCAGAGCCUCAGAGCAUCAAAGCCAGGGAAGACAAAGUGAGCGUCUUGGGCUAAAAGACUCUCUAACUCUCAACCUGGAGACGUCUGGUCAGGUCAUCUGGGCAGAUGACUUCCUUUGCCAGGUCCUGAGUCCAGCACCCUGACCAUGUGCAGCCCUGAGGAGGCAGCCCUGCUGCGGCUGGAGGAGGUCUUCUCGGCCACCCUGGCCCGCACCAACAGCCUUGUCCUCCAGCCCCUGCUCAUGACCGCCGCAGAGCCCUCGGACCCCCAGGGCAGAGAGUGCCUGCGGCUCUUGCAGCAGCUGCACUGGAGCUCCCAGCAGCUCUGGGAGGUGACGGAGGAAAGCCUGCACUCACUGCAGGAGAGGCUGUGCCACCCGGACUCUGUCGGGCUGGAGUCCCUGCUGCUGCUGCGUGGUGCUGACCGUGUCCUGCAGGUUUACAUGGAGUACAUCGAGUCCUACACGAGCUGCAUGGUGGUGCAGGCCUUCCAGAAGGCAGCAAAGAGGAGGAGCGGGUACUGGCGGGUCCAGCGGAAGGUACUACGGCAGCUCCUGUGGGGCAUGAGCUCCGAGGGCUCGGUGGGCACAGCACUGGUCGAGGUCCUCUGCCAGCCGCUCACCUAUCACGUGCAGCAGUAUGUGUUCCUCCUGCUGAGCCUCAGCGACACCAUCGGGGAGCAUCACCCCACCCGGGAGCUGGUGGUGCACACAACCACCCUCUUUGGGGACCUGCAGUCCUUCAUGAGGCAGGCGCUGGACCAGGCUGUGGCCACGCAGGCCCUCUGGCACACCCUGAGCAGCCGGCCGAGGGAUGUGCUCUGCAUCCCUGCUCGCCGACUCUUGCAAGACAGCCAGGACGUACCUGUGACAGUCACCCCGCUGCGGGCAGAGCGUGUGCUGCUCUUUGAUGAUGCCCUCGUCUUGCUGCAGGGCCACAAUGUCCACACCUUUGAUCUGAAGCUGGUGUGGGUGGAUCCUAGGCAGGACAGGUGCACGUUUCACCUUCUCACGCCCGAGGAAGAGUUCUCCUUUUGCUCCAAGGACCCUCAGGGCAAGGUGGUCUGGCAGAGGAAGGUUACCGAGGCUGUGUGCCAGGUCCUGCGUGGGAAGAAGGACUUCCCGGUGCUGGGGGCAGGCCUGGAGCCCUCUGAACCCCCAACCUGCCGCUGCGCAGCAUACACCUUCCGCGCUGAGGGCCGGCUCUGCCAGGCCACCUACGAGGGCCAGUGGUGCCGGGGCAGGCCCCAUGGCAAGGGAACCCUGAAGUGGCCAGACGGGCGGAAUCAUGUGGGGAACUUCUGCCAGGGCCUGGAGCAUGGCUUUGGCAUCCGCCUGGUGCCACGGGCCUCUGAGGACAAGUUUGACUGUUACAAGUGCCACUGGUGGGAAGGCAGCAUGAGCGGCUAUGGCAUCUGUGAGAAUGGCACUGAUGAGGUAUACAAGGGCUACUUCCAGGCGGGCCUGCGGCAUGGAUUUGGGGUCCUAGAGAGCACCCCACAGGCCCCUCAGCCCUGCAAGUACACGGGCCACUGGGAGAGGGGCCAGAGGAGCGGCUACGGCAUUGAGGAGGACAGCGACAGGGGUGAGCGCUAUAUUGGCAUGUGGCAGGCUGACCAGCGCCAUGGCCCAGGGGUCAUGGUCACCCAGGCAGGCGUCUGCUACCAGGGGACCUUCCAGGCAGACAAGAUGGUGGGCCCAGGGAUCCUCCUCUCUGAAGACGACUCCUUGUACGAGGGCACCUUCACCAGGGACCUGACCCUUGUGGGGAAGGGCAAGGUCACCUUCCCCAUUGGCUUCACCCUGGAGGGCUCUUUUGGCAGUGGGGCAGGGGGAGGACUGCACACCCAGGGUGUGCUGGACACAGCUGCCCUCCCGCCAGACCCGAGCAGCACCCGCAAGAGGCAGCUGGGUCUGGGCGCCUUCCCCGUGGAGAGCCGCUGGCAGGGCAUCUAUGGCCCCUUCUGGGCCUUUGUGCGCGCCGGCUGCCCUGGGGAGCUGCAGGAGGCCCUGUUGGGCUUCCACGUGCAGAGCUCGCGGGCGCUGCGCAAGUCCCAGGAGUACCUGUGCUGCGAGAGGACCCACCCCGAGGACAGUGCGUGCAGAAUGGAAGACAUCCUGGAGGAGCUACUGCAGCACCGGGAGCGCGAGGCCCUGCAGCAGUGCCUCAGGAAGGCUCUGAGCAAUCCGCUGCACCCCCUGGGAAAGCUGCUCCGGACGCUGAUGCUGACCUUCCAGGCCACGUAUGCAGGCGUUGGGGCUAACAAGCACCUGCAGGGGCUGGCCCAGGAGGAGGUGAAGCAGCAUGCCCGGGAACUCUGGGCCGCCUACAGGGGUCUGCUGCGGGUUGCCUUACAGCGCAAAGGCCAGGCCCCAGAGGAAGAUGAAGAUGCAGAGACGAGGGACCUGCAGGUGCAUGGAUUGGUGCUGCCCCUCAUGCUGCCCAGCUUCUACUCAGAGCUCUUCACUCUCUACCUGCUUCUUCAUGAGAGAGAGGACGGUCUCUACAGCCAGGGCAUCGCCCACCUGAGCCUCUUCCCCGACACCAAGCUGCUGGAGUUCCUGGACGUGCAGAAGCACCUGUGGCCCCUUAAGGACCUCAAGCUGACGACUAAUCAGAGAUGCUCCCUGGUCAGGGACAACUGCUUCCUGUCAGCUACCGAGUGUCUGCAGAGGAUCAUCACCACGGUAGACCCCCGGGAGAAGCUGGAGGUGCUGGAGAGGACAUAUGGGGAAAUUGAGGCCACCGUGUCACGGGUGCUGGGCCAGGAGCACAAGCUGCCCAUGGACGACCUGCUGCCACUGCUCAUCUACGUGGUGUCGCGUGCCCGAAUCCAGCACCUGGGAGCCGAGAUCCACCUGAUCCGUGACCUGAUGGACCCCAUCCACACAGGAGGCCUGUAUGACUUCCUGCUCACGGCCCUGGAGUCCUGUUACGAGCACAUCCAGAAGGAAGACAUGAGGCUGCACCGCUUGCCCAGCCGCUGGAACUCCAGGGCGCCCUGGUAGCUCUGCCUCUCCUGGACCAACUGCAGAGCUGAGAGGGGCCACGUGGACUUCUUGUGGGAGCGAGCAUGGCCCGGCCUGGCCCUCGUGGCCCAAGGGGCGGAGGGCAGGAUGGGCCCGUGGAGGCAGCUCUUGGAGGAGAUGGGCAAUUAGUUUCUCACAGGGAAAUGCUGCUGCUGCCCUGACUGGGACGAGGGUGAAGUGUGACAGGUGUGGCCACAGAGCUGGUGGCUUCUCCUUCCCCCUCCCCCUGCCACUCUCUCUGCCACUAGGCCAGUCUCGAGUGAGCUCCUUGAGCUGCAGCAGCUCACUGGCUAGGGGCAAGGAGCCCCUGGCUUCUCCUUGCCAGAGCCUUGCUCCCAAGUUAUCGAGGCUCUCUGGGCCUCAGUGUUGCCAUCUAUAAAAUGGUGGACUAGGUGGUCUGUAAAGGACCUUCCAUCCAUCUUCUGGCUUCUGGACGCCACCCAGAAGUCUGACUGUAGUGUGUUGGGCUGUAACUGAAAUUCUCAUGUCACUGUUGGUCUCGUGCCCUGUUUCUCCACUCCUGGUCAAAAGGCUCCAAGCUGCUAGUGACCACUCUGUGUGUCGGGCCUUUUUCCCAUGAGUGGUGCCCUAGAGACCUGCCUCCACCCUGACUGUGCCCCUGGGUGAGCUGGCCGCUCAGGGCUGCAAGGCAGGAAAAGCUCCACCCUGACUGAGGCCCUUCCCCUCGUUGGGUAUGCAGUUGAGGGGCUGAGCUUGGAGGUCUCGGACCUGCAGUGUGUGUAUCUGAUGUAAAGGGGGGGGGGAGGGACACGCCUUGCUUGCCUCAUUGCCAGCUGGCCCCAGGUGGCCUGGGAAUUACACACCUGUGACUUCUGUGGCCUGCGUACAGGAGGGACAGCAGGGGCACGAGGUGGGCCUGUGCCCUGACAGCAGUGCCUCUGGCUCAGGACCCUGCAGGGGGCGGGGGGGGCAAUGGGAGCUCAGAUGCCUUUGGGAGGGGAGGACUUGGUUUACAUAGUGGUUCGAGCAUGGGAACAAGAGAUGCAGGAGCUGGGUCUUGGGGCAGCUUCAUCCCUGCUGGGCCUCAGUUUCUUCUCCCCACAUUGAGGGGCUUGGGCCAGGUGACCUGCAGGGGCUCCCCCUGCCCUAAUAGGAGAUGUAUGACAGUAGGCAGGGGGACUGUGUUCUGAAGUGCUCGGGGGCGAAGCCCAGCGAGAGGGGGGAUU